UCAUGUAUUGGGGAAUCAAGUUCUUUUCCUUUCAUUUCUUUCCCUCCAAAGUGGAACCUAGAAUUUGCUUCUUCUAGGUAUAUUCUCUACUAUUGUCCACCCUGCCCACUAAAAUCUUCCUUUCUCGGGCUUAUAUAUUCCUUUUUGUGUUCAAUACUAAACAAUCUGAGUCCCUUCUGGCCUCCUCAAUUAUUAUCCUUCAAUAUGAGUUUCGAGAAUCAUGGAAAACAGACCAUUUCGAUUGGGCCAUGGGGAGGUGAGAAUGGAUUGCACUGGGAUGAUGGAGUUUAUUCCACCAUAAGGCAACUUGAAAUAGCUCAUGGAACAGGAGUUGAUUCUCUUAAGGUUGAAUAUGACAAAAAUGGAACCUCAGUAUGGUCAGAGAAGCAUGGUGGCAGUGGAGGUGCUAAAACAGACAAGGUACGACUUAAUUAUCCAGAUGAGUUUCUAACUUGUCUGCAUGGAUAUCAUGGUAGCUUACACGAAAGGGGGUCAGUUUUUGUGCGAUCACUUACAUUUCAAAGCAACAAAAGGACGUAUGGACCAUAUGGUGUCCAGCAAGGAACAUAUUUCACUCUUCCAAUUUCUAGUGGAAAAGUUGUUGGCUUCCAUGGAAAAUCUGGCUGGUAUCUUGAUGCUAUUGGAGUAUACGUAGAGCCUAUUCAUAAAUCUUUGCCGACUAAUUCUAUUCUUCAGUCUCAGCAACACCAUUCUAUCGUUCAUUCCCAACAAAGUGUUGUCCAAGGGUUUGAGAAUUAUGAAUACUCAAUGAUACAAGGAAGUCUCGGUAAAAAUUUUGAUCUAAUUGUUGCAGUUAGACGCAAAGAUGAGAACAGUAACAUUUUACCUCCCACCACACUUUCAAGACAAACUUCUGGUUCUGAUCAUGAUUCCAGUUCUACUGGACCAAAUAAAAAGGUGGAAACUAUAACCCCUGCCCCUAUUGAGAGAGUCCCGUCGAAAAGUGUCAAGGGUGUUGUCACAUAUUGUCCCUGGGGUGGAAGUGGGGGGAGUGUUUUUGAUGAUGGAAUCUAUGAUGGUGUUAGGCAAAUUUACUUGUCACGCAAUGUGGGAAUCGUUUCGAUAAGAGCUUGCUAUGACAAAAAUAGAGAACCAGUUUGGGGAAGCAAAAAUGGUGGUACUGGUGGAUUUAAAACUGAGAAGAUAAUAUUUGAUUAUCCAUCAGAGAUUUUGACGCACAUCACAGGCUACUAUGGACCAGCCAUGAUUAUGGGUCCUAACAUUAUUCAAUCACUAACUUUUCAUACCACAAAAGGCAAACAUGGACCUUAUGGAGAAGAACAAGGACAACAAUUUUCAACCAAAUUGAAAGAAGGGAUUAUUGUUGGCUUUCAUGGGAGGAAAGGAUUGUUUCUUGAUGCACUUGGUGUUCAUGUGUUGGAAGGAAAAGUUGUUUCAUGUUUACCCCCUUCCCCGGCCCCCAACUCCAUCAAACCAAGUGCAGCGUCUGUCCCGUUUUUACCUGCGCCAGCUCCCCCCCAAUCAAUCAAACCAGAUGCAGUAACUCUCCCAUCUUUACCUGCACCGGCUCCCCCCAAAUCCGUCAAACCAAAACCAGCAUUUGUCACUGAGGUUGAUGAUAGACCACAGUGGUCUUUUAAACUGGGAAAGAAAGGACUCACUGAGGAGACUAAAAAGGAAAAGAGACAGAUAAAAUGGAACGGAGGAGUGCAAAGGAUAGUGAAAGAUCCAGCACCAUAUGGACCUGGUCCAUGGGGUGGAGAAGGUGGGAAGCCAUGGGAUGAUGGAGUAUUCACUGGGAUCAAACAGAUAAUACUAACACAAUCAUCAGAAGGCAUUUGCUGUAUCGAAAUUGAGUACGAUCGAAAUGGACAAUCUGUUUGGUCAGUAAAACAUGGCGCAAAUGCUGGGAAAUGCACAAAUAGGGUAAAGUUAGAGUAUCCUCAUGAAGUACUAACUUGCAUCACUGGAUUCUAUGGUCCUAUAAGCAAAGAUAUGGGGUUGAAAGUGAUAAAAUCACUGACUUUUCACACUACUAGAAGGAAGUUUGGUCCCUUUGGGGAGGAACUAGGAACAUAUUUCACAUCAGCAACAACAGAAGGUAAAGUGGUAGGAUUUCAUGGGAGGAAUGGAAUGUAUUUGGAUGCAAUUGGAGUGCAUAUGCAACACUGGUUAGGCAAUCAGAAAACCUCCAAGCAUUCUCUUAUGAAGAUGUUCCAUUGAUAGUUUUUCUCUUUUGAAUAAAGAAAAGUCCAAAAUAGAACAGAACCGAUAAGUUCUGUGUGGAAAACAUAUUCCUAUAUUGUUUUGGCUUUUGUGCGUGUGAGAGAGCAUAAUGAAGUUCUAUUGUAAUAAUAUUCGCAUUAUUUAUAUUUCUGGUGCCUUCAUCAGCUUGCUCUA
Molecule: messenger RNA, 2382 nt
Organism: Nicotiana tabacum (common tobacco)
Lineage: Eukaryota; Viridiplantae; Streptophyta; Magnoliopsida; Solanales; Solanaceae
Product: jacalin-related lectin 3
Molecular function (GO): carbohydrate binding
Source: RefSeq, a predicted model, not a curated record